AUGGGUGUGAUACGCAAAAAGACGGCCACCAGGGGAGGAGAAGGUGGCGUCAAAUACGUCUGCGACGUAUGCUCAUCGGAUAUCACAUCUACGGUCCGAAUCCGAUGCGCAGAUCCAGCAUGCAACGAGUUCGACCUAUGUGUGACCUGCUUCGCGCAGGGCCAGUCGCGCAAUGCUCACGACCCAGCAACGCACGCGUUCCACGUGAUCGAGCAGAACUCGUUCCCGAUAUUCGACCAGGAGUGGGGGGCGGAUGAGGAGCUGCUGCUGAUCGAGGGCGCCGAGAUAUACGGGCUGGGGUCGUGGGCCGACAUCGCGGACCACAUAGGAGGUUUCCGCGGCAAGGACGAGGUGCGGGACCACUACCUCCGGACGUACGUGGACUCGCCGUGUUUCCCACUCCCGAAGCGAUGCAGUCCGCAUGACUCGGAGCUGGCCAACGAGAUAUCUCGGGAGGAGUUCCAGAGCCGCAAGAAGCGGCGCAUCGAGGAGAGGAGGGAGGAGGCCAAGAACGCCCCGGCGCUGCAGCCGAAGACCAAGCCGACGGCCAGCGUGCCUAGCUGUCACGAGAUCCAGGGCUACAUGCCGGGCCGCCUGGAGUUUGAGACGGAGCAUGCCAACGACGCCGAGGAGGCGGUGCAACACAUGCAGUUCGACCCAGGCGACGGCAUCAACCCCAAGACGGGCGAGCUCGAGCCCGAGAUGGAGCUCAAGCUGACUGUCAUGGAGGUGUACAACAGCCGGCUGACGCAACGCGCCGACCGGAAGAAGGUCAUAUUCGAACACAACCUCCUCGACUAUAGGGAGAACACGAAGAUCGAGAAGAAGAGGUCCAAGGAGGAGAAGGACCUGCUGCAAAAGGCCAAGCCAUUCGCCCGCGUCAUGAACCGCCGCGACAUGGACGACUUCAACCAGGGGCUCAUCGACGAGCUCAACCUCCGCCAGGCCAUCGCCCAGCUGCAGGAGUGGCGCUCCCUCAAGAUCGGCGACCUCGCCAGCGGGGAGAAGUACGAGGCCGAGAAGCUGCAGCGCAUGCAAAAGGCCAUCCCCAUGGGGUCCAUGGACCGCGACCGCCUAGCCUCGGUGCAGCGCUCGAACAAGCAGCAGCAGCAGGCUGCGGACCCGCCGAGCGGUGCGGCCCUCUUGAUCGCCCCCGAGCUCCCUCUCCGUCCAGCAGGCCAGCAGAUUGUCCAAGACACCAACGGUACCACCAACGGCGUCAACGGACAUGAAGCGGCGGCAGCAGCACGGCCGAGGCAGAUGCCCCAGCCCAUCCCCGGGCUGCAGCCCCUCACCUUCACCGCAGAUAACAACUCGGACAUCCACCUCCUCACGCCCGAGGAGGCGAAGCUUUGUGAGGUGGUGCGGCUCGCACCGAAACCGUACCUCAUGAUCAAGGAGCAGAUCCUGCGGGAGGCACUCAAGUCCAACGGGACCAUGAAGAAGAAGCAGGCCAAGGAGAUUUGCAGGCUAGACUCGCAAAAGGGGGCGAGGAUAUUUGACUUCUUUGUCAGUUCUGGGUGGGUAGGCAAGGCGUGA
Geosmithia morbida is the source of this 1539-nucleotide messenger RNA. RefSeq names its product transcriptional adapter 2-alpha. The record is from RefSeq and is a predicted model, not a curated record. NCBI's taxonomy places the organism in Eukaryota, Fungi, Ascomycota, Sordariomycetes, Hypocreales, Bionectriaceae. Bases 1 to 1539 code for a protein of 512 amino acids. The transcript is spliced from 2 exons. Gene Ontology annotation, biological process: regulation of transcription by RNA polymerase II; chromatin remodeling. Gene Ontology annotation, cellular component: SAGA-type complex; nucleus. Gene Ontology annotation, molecular function: protein binding; transcription coactivator activity; chromatin binding.